CCGCAGCCUCCCCUAAAGGGCUGCCCAACGCUGCAGAGAGCACGCUACAAGCGCUGCAGCAUAAAUGCCGAAAGUGGCGCCGGCGGACGAGGCGGAGGCCAAGGCGCGUCUGCUGCCGCAAAGCCAUGGAGACGUCGCCGCGUUCGCGCGGACCGCGUCGCGGUGGCUGGAACGCAGCGAUCUGGAGGGCACGAAGAUCGGCGCCGCGCACGCGCACCUCGUGAAGGCCGAACACGCGGAGCUCGCAAAAGCCACGGUGCUGGUGCGGCGCGCGCCAGAGCCGGAGAGCCUCGUCGGGUCGCUCGAGCUCCACGAGACGCGAGCUCUGGCGCGCCAGGGCGAGGUCGAGACGGACGAGGCCUUCAGCGGCGCCGGCCUCUUCGGCGGGCGGAGACCCUUCGCGAUCUUCCUGUGGUUCUUAUUCGGCGCAAUCAUGCUCGUCCUGAGUAUCCAGUAUGCGUGUUCCCUGGCUGUGCGCGACGCGGAGGCCGAGCCGGCGGUGUACUUCGACGUGCGUGCCGUGGCGCGGGGCAAACCGGCCUUCAUGGUACCGCCAACCGUCGACCGCUGCAUGGGGCCGUGCACGCACCGGGACGCGCGGCGCGCGUGCGAAAUUUUGGGUGGUACGCUGCCGUGGGGCCCGUCGACGGCGUCGCUCUCGUACGACCAAUUCCGGGACGAGGAACGCUUCCACGACGCGGACACGUGGUUGGGCCCGCGGCGGCGCGCGCCCGCCGGGGCGUUCCAGUGGCUUGACGGUGCUCUCGUCGCCGACGGGCCCUGGGCGAGCGGCGCGGCGCCGCCGACGAUGGCGGAGGACGAUUGCCUGUACGUGGUCUCCGGGACCGACGGCCGCUGGGCCGCCGCGGCCUGCGGCGAAAAGAAGAUCGCGCGGUGCCAGGGGAACGCCGCGAGGACCACGCGCAUGGAACUCUCCAUCUUCCUCAUGGUCUUCUGCAUGGCCGCGACGCUCCUGUGGCGGGCGUGGGCGCUGUGGCGCGGCCGCGACUACCUGGCCUACCACGCGCUGACCUCGUUCACGGUCGUCUUCGCCCUUACGUUCCAGUUCUUCGGCAUCGCGGUAUACGCGCAUCGGCCGUGGGCCGGCGGCGUCUUCACCCUAUGCCUGGUCACGUCCGGCGCGCUCAUCGCGCUGCAGGUGGGGUACCACCUGGCGCUGCGGGACGUCUACGUGGCGCAGCUGUGGAUCACGAUACUCUUUUACUACUUUGGAAUCGGCUUCGUGUUACUCAUCGCGGUCUUCUCGUGGGCGUGGCCCAUCGGUCCGCUGCUCCUGGUCGUCGCCGCGUAUCUCCACUAUUCCCGGAACCAGGCAUUGAAGACGUCGUGGGACAUGAUCAAGGGCGACUUCGAAAAAUACGAGGCGACGUGGGCGCGGCUGGUGGCGGAGACGGGCGACAUCGAUGCGCACGUGGCGCGCCUGCAGGACGAGCUCGCCGCGGCGCUGGGCGGCGGGUCGACCGGCGUGGCGGCUGCCAUCGGCCGGAGCGUCCGCCGGGGGCGGACGGGGGACCACCCGCGCCAGUGCGUCGGCGACCUGGCCGUCCUCUUCGGGCAGGCGUGCAAGCUGAACGCGUACUACCAGCUCGCGGUCGCCACCUGGAGCGCCGGGCUGACUGGAGCGGUCGUGUCGCACGCGCCCAUCAAGCGGCGCGACCGGGCGAUCGAGAAGCUGUGGCGGAGCUACCGGGGCGACGCGCGGUUCUGCAUCGACCUGGUCCGGGCGUCGAUCACCUUCCAGAGCUUCGACGCGAUCACCGAGUGCGUCAAGCGCAUUCGCGAGGACCCACGGGCCUGCGUCGUACAUGCGAAGAAUCGCUUCCGGCGAGAGUACGACGCCAAGGGGACGGCGGGCUACCGGAACGUCUCGCUUUCCAUCGUGCUCGUCGACGCGGUGACGUCGUCGCUCGGCGUCGAGACCCACGUGUGUGAACUGCAGCUGGGCAUCGCCCCCUUCGAGGACCUGAAGCACUCGAUGGGGGGCGACGUCGAGGCCGGCGGCGGCGAGUCCGGCCACCAGAGGUACAAGCGAUUUCGUAACCUCCGGGCGAUUUGA
Pelagomonas calceolata is the source of this 2077-nucleotide messenger RNA. NCBI's taxonomy places the organism in Eukaryota, Pelagophyceae, Pelagomonadales, Pelagomonadaceae. The record is from the annotation of a GenBank genome assembly.